Molecule: messenger RNA, 684 nt
Organism: Cyphellophora attinorum
Lineage: Eukaryota; Fungi; Ascomycota; Eurotiomycetes; Chaetothyriales; Cyphellophoraceae
Exons: 1
Coding region: 1-684 (227 amino acids)
Source: RefSeq, a predicted model, not a curated record
AUGCAGGGCGGUCCGGACGAUCUUUGGAUUGCUGGCAGCGAUGAUCAGUACCAUAACAGGAUCGCAUCGAAUCAGAUCAUCGCAGAAGAUGGCUCAAUCACUUACAAGAUCGCUAUGGGCAACGAGGCCAUCAGCGCGAAUGCUGACGGCUCGUGGGGGCUAUUCUUCAUUCCUACCGGUGCCCAAUUCGACAAGAGCGCCGAAUCGACUUACAAUGCUGGCCCCCGAUUUCAGUUGUUCAAAGCAGGAGACCCUAUCCCGAAUAGUGAAGUGUCUGCCACGUCUACCACCACAAGCGCAGCAUUUAGCCCCACGGCAACCUCCGUGGUCGUCUCCCCAACAAAUGCGUCACAGCCUACAAGUAACGCAAGCGCAGACAACUCGCCAGGCCUGAGCCGCGGAGUCCUCACAGGGAUCGCGAUCGGCGGCAUCGUCGGCGUAUGUGCCAUGCUUGGUCUUCUGUUUUGGGCACUUCGACUAAGAAGGAAAGUCAAAGCUGCCAACAAUCAUCGAUCUUCCGGCAUCAUUCCACCGUCGGGUAUCAUGCCAGAGAAGAACGAGCCAAGAUCACCGGGGAUCAGGACAGUCAGUGGUCUUCACGAGGCUCAUGGUGACCGACAUCAGCCGAUCGAGAUGGAGGCUAAACGGAAAUCGAUGUAUCACGUCCAUGAGAUGGCUGGAUGA